AAAUACUGCGGUCUAAGUCUCAUGAGUUGUGGUCAAGAAUGCAGUGAAUUAAGUGAUGAUAUUAUGAGCAAAUGUGAUCUUACGAUACAUCUGCAGUAUUUAGAGUUACCCAUCGAUUUGAGAGCCAAAUUGAUUGUUUCGCUAAUAAAUCUUCGGUGUCUUCUCUCUGUCCACGAUUUACUCAAAGAGAUUCUUCUGCAGAGCGCGGAAACAAUUGGAGAUUUAUAUUUAGAUAUUGUGGACGCGUUCAUGAAAAUGGAUUUGCAUGAAAACGCUAAACUUCUGGUCCAACGUCUGGUCGACACCGAGACCUAUAACGAGGCGUCCAUUUGGUUACGAUUUGCCGAAUGUUUAGAGAAGACUAAAGAGACUCAGCAGUCGAUUAUCGCGUACUCAACAGUCGUAAGACUAGCGCCCAAUCACUUUCACGCGAGACUUAAGCUCUCAAAACUGUUGGUUAGUGUCGGCAAAGAGAAGGAAGCGCUCGAAAUCGCGAGUCAAUGCGAGAGCGAAACUCAAAUUGAUUUGGAUUUAUUGCAAAUGCGGUGCCGUUUGUUGUAUUCACAGGCACUUUGGUUUGACUUCUCAAUUGCUGCCAGAAUUUUAUUGUCUAGUGAUAUGACAUAUUUGAGACACAGUCGACAGCUCUGCACAAUGAUCUCCUCCUCAUCCUAUAGGACUCGAUUGGAGGCUUUACGUGAUGUCCAUAAAGACUUGGGUCUCACUGACGACAGUCUUAAUCAUAAAUAUAUCGGCGAUAAUAUUGAUUCUGAAACUAUGGUUGAAGUGUUUGUCAAACUAUUGAAUGUUUUACUAUACAAAAUACGAGACCCCGAAGAAGCGGUUAAAAUUGCAUUCUCUGGCUAUACGUGCAGUGCUUUCGCCGCAAAACAAGAUCUCAUUGAUUAUUACGCACUCAUGUGUUGCUAUGUGUCGAAGAACCUCUUCUACACUUAUCCAUUGAUUAAGGCUUUGAUUAUGCGAAACAUUGAUAACAACCAGAUCUGGAAUAUCUUCUGUCCGGUUAUGUCUCAGUUUUAUCAAGACUUAAGACACAAUCGCUUCUGUAUUAGACUUUUCAUCAAAAACCCGGAGAACAUAGCAUUGGCUUAUUUUAAUGGCCACAACGCCCUCAUGAGUGGCAGAGUGAGAGAGGAGUAUAUUACUGUUACGAUGUGUUCAAAAGUGGCGCCUAUAAGUGCAAUGUCCGACGAAGAGAACCGUUUUGAUUGUGUGAGCAUUAGGUCUGAAACGUCCGAUUACUUCAGCGAAAGCACUCCUCAUAGCAUCCAAUCCAUCCGUUUUGACCACAAAUAUGCCCUUUCGCCUCCAUAUUCACCCACUCUGUCAUUCACUGACUCCUCCAUCACUUCAUUCACACCAAACUCCUCGAAGACAUCAUUCAAUAGAAAACAAAAACUACUCAAAAGGAGAAGACUUUUUGACAGUCCGUCAGAAACGGCGAGACGUGAACCAAAUGUGACACCACUUUCAGAACGACAACAGUUGGCCAUAGCUUUGCAUCUGAGCUCUGAAUUUUUGACGGGUUUCUGCUUCUUGGGCUUCAAAACCAGAUAA
Medioppia subpectinata is the source of this 1578-nucleotide messenger RNA. The record is from the annotation of a GenBank genome assembly. Lineage: Eukaryota; Metazoa; Arthropoda; Arachnida; Sarcoptiformes; Oppiidae.